Molecule: messenger RNA, 2707 nt
Organism: Salvelinus namaycush (lake trout)
Lineage: Eukaryota; Metazoa; Chordata; Actinopteri; Salmoniformes; Salmonidae
Product: chorion transcription factor Cf2-like
Exons: 2
Coding region: 99-1247 (382 amino acids)
Biological process (GO): regulation of transcription by RNA polymerase II
Cellular component (GO): nucleus
Molecular function (GO): DNA-binding transcription factor activity, RNA polymerase II-specific; RNA polymerase II cis-regulatory region sequence-specific DNA binding
Source: RefSeq, a predicted model, not a curated record
GUACGAUUGUAGACGACUUUAUUUUCCAUUGCUUAUGUGGAGAAAAUAAGACCCACUGGCUGAACAGGAUAGGCUGCACAACUAUAAUUCGACUAAAAAUGUCUAAACUACAGUUGUUGCAUGUGUUUUUAAAUGAGCGUUUAACGGCGGCUGUUGUGGAGAUUGUCGGUGCAGUUGAGAAAACGGUAGCGGAGUACCAGGAGGAGAAUGAUCGGCUACGGAGAAUGCUGCGGAUCACACAGGAGAUAAAACUAUGUAAAAUAGGCUCCCUGCCUCUCUCUCUUGCUGUCUCUGAAGAGGAGGAUCCCCCUGAGCAGCAGCACUGUGAGCAGGAGUGGAGCCACAGUCUGGGGCAGGAGGACCCAAAGCCCACACAGAUUAUAGAGGAAGAGCAGAUUCAAGGGCUGGAGCCUGAUAUCAUAGAGUUCAAAUUCACUCCUUCCUGUGUGAAAAGUGAAUGUGAUCAGGAGGACCCACUUUGGUCCUUGACUCUUCCUAAAACCCAGAUUGUGGAGCACGUAGAUAUUGACUCUAAACGAGUGGAUCCUGAACCUUUUGCCACUGUGACCCACCUAAAGGGUUUCAAAAUUUCCUGUGACCCUCCAGAUAAUCAAAACAAUGCCUCCAUCCACAGCUCAGCCAUAAGCAGCAACCCAGUAGGACUUGACAGCAGCCCACCAUUGGAUCCCAGCCCACCAUUGGCUCCGACCCCACCAUUGGGGAAACCCUGCAACUUCCCCUUUUAUGGCAAGACAUUCAAACAAAAAGGAAAUCUGUCCAUGCACAUGAGUAUUCACACAGGAGACAUGCCAUUUAGCUGUGGUGACUGUGGGAAGUGCUUUAUUCAGAAGGGGGACCUAAGAAGACAUAUACUGACUCACACAGGAGAGAAACCAUUUAGCUGUAAUUUUUGCAGUAAAAGCUUCAAUCAGAAGGGGGACCUAAGGAGGCAUAUACUGACUCACACAGGAGAGAAACCGUUUAGCUGUGGCGACUGUGGGAAAAGCUUCAGUCAGAAGGGGGACCUAAGGAGGCAUAUACUGACUCACACAGGAGAGAAACCAUUUAGCUGUGGUGACUGUGGGAAAAGCUUCCGUCUCAAGGGGAACCUAACCACUCAUACACUCACUCACAAAGGAGUGAAACAACAUGGCUGUGCCGUCUGUGGUUUAAGAUUCACUCAUAAGGCUUAUCUGCUGAAGCAUGUGCACAAAGUCCACAAAGAAAGAAAACAGGAUGAAAACUGAAAGGGAAGAUAAUUAGGACAAAGACGUCUGUCAGAAGAUGGGAGUAAAAACUGUGUAUAACACUCCUAGGAAAGCAAAGCAACUCUGGAUCAUUCAUGUUCUGCGUUACAGAUAAAUAGAUGUGUGAUUCAUUUACUUUUGUAAAGCCGGUGUAAAUAAAGUUUGAUAUGAUUUGAACGAUGAGGUAAUGAUCAAACAGUAAUACACUGUAUAAUGGGAAUCUUGCAGAUCUGAGGGGUAUACUAAUCAAAUCAAAUAUAUGUAUAAAGCUGUUUUUUCAGCAGAUGUCAAAGUGCUGUACAGAAACCCAGCCUGAAACCCCAAACAGCAAGCAAUGCAGAUGUAGAAGCACGGUGGCUAGUAUACCCCUUUGCAGUACAAACAACAACAAAGUGGAUACCCCGCCACUUUUUCGGUAAACAGCUGAGGGAGAACGAAAUGUAAAAACACUCAAAUUCAGACAGAUCUAUGGAUGGAAGGACUGGCCACUCAUGAGAUCAGAAUGAUAUUUUUAACCAUCUUUUGAGGAUAUAUAGUGUUUGUUUGCAAUUACAUUGUUUACAAACAAUGGAGGGAUGCGUUUUUGAACACCUGAGUAGAGUAGUCCGGUCUCAAGAUCACAUAUGUUUUUGUGUCAGAUACAUUUGUACUCGGUCUCGGGCAGUGAGGACUCGGGAAGAAACUCGUAAUUUCUUCCCGAGACAGUGGAGUAAAAAAACUCUGAAUUAUCAGCUUCCAUUCAGUCAGCGCAUAAAACGAAUUAAUCAGGCCAAAUAUAUACACUCCUUUCUUGAAAUGUUAAUACAGUAUCUUAACAUCCUUAUCUAUUAUAGACAUGUUUGCGCAGUGGCGAACCUAUAGGCCUUCAGUGUGUGACGUGUUCGUGAUUAUGAAAGGACAGCAACCUAGCGCACUCAUGUAGGAGAGUGCACUUUUUAUAAAACACAAAGGGCCAGUGGUGUAGUGGAGGGUAAACGCAGGAAUAAGCCGUAUACCCACUUUUUUUAAGUGGGCAUUGCGUAUAGAUAUACUUACUUCUUAAUCCCUACUGAUGCGUAUUAAAGUUGUGUAGUGGACAUAUACGAUUUAUCAUGAAUGUAGUACAAUAAAGAAAUCGUGUACAAAGUAGCCUACACAAUCGCAAAGCAAGUGAAAUAUAUUGACAUGCGUGCUGCACACAGCGGAAUAUCAUCUGCAGGCAGCAAGAGUGUGCAGCUCUCAACUGGUUUUGGCAUUGAGCAGCUCACAUAAGAAUGAUGUUAGCUGGUAGGGUAGGAAAUACGUUUCAAUUGAUGGUAUCUACCAGUAAAUGCUAACUAAGGUAACAAUUGGUAUGCAAACCAGGUAUUGAUUAAGUUUAGUCUGAAGUGUUGAUUAGUAGGCUAUUUGUGAUGAGUUGUUUGCAUCAGGGGCAUAGACAUGGAUGGGCCUGGGUGGACAGAGGCCUACCCACUGGGGAG